UGCGAAAAAAGGAAAGAAAAAAGAAGGAAAAAACAGAGAGAUUUGCGGAGUAAAAUAAAAGAGGAGAAGGCAGAGACAGAGAGGUGUGUGUGUGUGUGUGUUCGUCUCUUCAAACUUACGGCGGCGGAAACAGCGUUUCACGGCGGUUUUAGUUUCUUCCAUUCUUCUUCUUCUUUAUAGUUAAACAAAAAAAAAAAAAUUCCCUUUCGCUGUAAUUGCAAACUGGCGAAGUGACCCACUUGUGCUUCUCUUGUCUUCAAAGGUUCUCUUUUUAUUCCUCUUUUCCCCGAAAUUAAACAAUGGGUUUUUGGUGGUUGGAGAAGAGUAAAAACUCUGUAAAUGUCAAUUCGAAAAGUCAUCUCUUGAACUGAAAAUAAUAAAAAUCGUUGGUAAAUAGUUUGAUUGUUGUUGUUGUUGUUGUGGUUUCUGAGUGAAUAAAUUCCAGUCUUAAGAGAGAGAGAGAGUUGUUGUCUGCGCGAUGUCACUUUCUGUCGGCAUUGUCUGCGUUCCGACACAAAACUUAAUUUCUUCUUCUUCUUCUUCUUCUUCUUCUUCUUCCCUUUACCUUCGAGUUCUAGAAACUGCGGCGGAGAUUUGAUUUUUCCAAAGCUCCUCCUUUUCUUCUUCAAUUCUCCUUCCCAUUUUCACACCAAUCUUCUGGUUUUUUGUUGGUGUUUUCAUUUUUCUCUGUGUCUGAUUAAAAAUAGAAACAAAGAAAAAACAGUUCGAUUCUUGAUUCUGCCGAUUAAGGAAAUUUGCUCACGCUCUCAUUCAAUGUUGUUGGAGAACAAAACGUGGGGAAUCACGCCGUCGAUUCUUGAUGUUGUGAUAUUUAUCCGCCGAUGAAGUUGAGUUUUCCUGGAGAUCUAUCAAGAGUUAUCGCAUGGUAGUAGCUUGGAGCAUCGCAGAGAUAGAGAGAAAGAGAGAGGCUACUUUGUUUCCAAAUGUCAGCAAUUCUUGCAGCAGCCAUUGGAGGUGCUGUAGGAGCUCUUGCAUUCAUUGCUCUGUUGGUUUUUUUACUAUGGUUUUGCAUCUUUCGUCGCAAGAAUGUGUCAAGAACUUCUGAGACAGGCUCCUCUGAUCCAUCAACUCAAGAAGGAAGAAAUGUUGCAAUUGAGCUGUCUAUGAGAGAAGCUAGAAGGUUUGAAAUGGAGGAACUUGCUCAAGCCACCAAGAGUUUCACCAAUAAAAGCCUUAUAGGCAUAGGCAAAUUCGGCGAGGUUUACAAAGGUUUGCUUCAAGACGGUGUUCUUGUGGCCAUCAAGAAAAGGCCCGGUUUGCCUACGCAAGAAUUCGUUAACGAGGUUCGUUAUCUAUCUUCUAUCCAUCACCGAAAUCUUGUUACUCUUUUGGGUUAUUGCCAAGAAAGCAACACGCAGUUUCUUGUCUACGAGUAUGUUCCUAAUGGAAGUGUUUCCAGUCACCUGUACGGUGCUGGUGGUAAAGUACCUGGAAAUAGGCUAGAAUUCAGAAAUAGGCUUGCGAUAUCUAUAGGAGCAGCUAAAGGCUUGGCACAUCUUCACUCGCUGAGUCCUCGAUUGAUACACAAGGACUUCAAAACCGCUAAUGUUCUUGUGGACGAAAAUUUCAUUGCUAAAGUUGCUGAUGCAGGAGUCCGUAAUUUCUUAGGAAGAGAUGAUGUUGGUACAUCAUCUCACGUUGUUGCAGACCAGAAUUUCCUCUCCCCAGAGGUUCAAGAGUUCAGAAGAUUUUCAGAGAAAAGUGAUGUCUAUGCUUUUGGGGUAUUCCUUUUGGAAUUAGUAAGUGGAAGAGAAGCAUCAGAGCCAUCCCCUUCAAGCUCAACACAAACUCUAGUUGAAUGGAUGCAAAACAUAACAGAUUACACGGAUAUACCCGAGAUGAUCGAUGAGAGACUAGGCGGUACAUACACAGCAGAAGGAGUGGAGGAGGUUAUUACACUGACACUGAGCUGUCUUGAUGUUUCAAGUGAGAAGAGACCAACAAUGAGUUAUGUUGUGACAGAAUUGGAGAGAAUAUUGGACAAAGAAGUGAGCUUAACAACAGUACUAGGUGAAGGUACUCCAACUGUUACUCUUGGAAGUCAGCUUUUUAAAUCAUCAAAGUGAUCAAAAGAAAAAAGGAACAUCUUUACAUAUAUAUACAUAUAUAUAUUUAUAUAUAAGUUCUCUGAGACAAAACUAAUCAGAGAACUUAAGGGGAUGAAGAGGAUGAAGACUGAUCAGCUGUUUUGUGUUAAGUGUAUAAAGAACAGCUGAGCUAUUAUUAUUCGUUUGUUUGUUUGUUUUUUUCACCUUUUUUCUUCCUUUGGAGGUUAUUUUCAGCAAUUUUUUUUACAAUGAGUGCAGAAAAUAUAACUUUGUAGAAACAUUAUUUAUUGAUAUAAAGGAAGCAAGAGUGGAAUGUUGUGUGA
Eutrema salsugineum is the source of this 2392-nucleotide messenger RNA. RefSeq names its product nodulation receptor kinase. The record is from RefSeq and is a predicted model, not a curated record. The transcript has 8 exons. Lineage: Eukaryota; Viridiplantae; Streptophyta; Magnoliopsida; Brassicales; Brassicaceae. Bases 945 to 2087 code for a protein of 380 amino acids. Gene Ontology annotation, molecular function: protein kinase activity; ATP binding. Gene Ontology annotation, biological process: protein phosphorylation.